Necator americanus (New World hookworm) is the source of this 768-nucleotide messenger RNA. RefSeq lists its product as uncharacterized. Lineage: Eukaryota; Metazoa; Nematoda; Chromadorea; Rhabditida; Ancylostomatidae. The record is from RefSeq and is a predicted model, not a curated record. The transcript is spliced from 8 exons. The coding region runs from base 1 to 768 and encodes 255 amino acids.
AUGGUAGCACUCUGUGUCAUGUGGUUCAUCACAUUGACUGGCUGGAAACAGGGUUCAUGUGAGCUCUUCGAGGAUGACGAUACUUCUCAGCACACUCUUGGAAGAGAAGGGAACGUUAUUAAAAGAAGCGCUCAGAGUGAGGCGAGCUGUGAAGCAAUCCUUGCCAAAUUAAGGUUGGACGGACUUUCUACAGCCGCGGAACGUGAUUUGCAAACAUCAUCGACGAGUUUUACAGAAGCGGGCGUACUUUCUACAUCUACUGAACUCGAUUUGCAAACAUCAUCGACGAGAUUUGCAGAGUCAACAUUCGCAGGCCCGGCACUGACGACAGUUCCUGCAUAUGAGCUUCUCGGUUGGGAAUACUACUACGAAACGAAUAUGUGCUAUAAGAAGUUCCGGGUGCCAGGUGGCGGUAAUCAAGAUGUAAAGGAAUCAGAAAAAAAUUGCACUGGUUACGGAGGGAAUUUAGCGUCAAUUCAUUCUGCGGCACAAAACAAUUUUUUACAGCAGAUGCUCCCCAUCACCCCCUGUGUGAUCGGAUUGAAAUUUGUUGAAAAUCAAUGUGGCGUUGCUCAUCGUUAUUGGUCAGAUUCUUCCGUUGUCAAUUUCGAAAAUUGGGAACCAGGAGAACCAAACAAUAAUAUGUGUGAGCAGUUCUGUACAUAUCUGCAAAGUGAUGGAACGUGGAACAAUUAUAGAUGUGAUGCUAACAGUGCAUUCGUCUGUGAAACUGAUAAUAUUGUCUACUGCCCUCAACGCAGAACGUGA